Molecule: messenger RNA, 2225 nt
Organism: Hippocampus zosterae (dwarf seahorse)
Lineage: Eukaryota; Metazoa; Chordata; Actinopteri; Syngnathiformes; Syngnathidae
Gene: arglu1a
Product: arginine and glutamate rich 1a
Exons: 4
Coding region: 235-1035 (266 amino acids)
Cellular component (GO): nucleoplasm; mitochondrion
Molecular function (GO): cadherin binding
Source: RefSeq, a predicted model, not a curated record
AUGAUGGGAAAAUAAUCUUCGUCAAAUCGCCAUCUUUGCUCAAUGCAAGCUAGCAAGCUGUAUACUACAGCUUUCGAAUGAUAAUUUCGGCCAAACGACGAUUGUUAAAGUGGAUACUAUUGUUAAUUGUAAACACCAAUAACUUAAGAUAGCCGUUUGGUAUACAUAACUCCACAUACUUUCCACGCACAAGUCGUACGUCUUGGUCAGCGCUCGACGAGUGGUGUGGUCAACAUGGGACGCUCUCGAAGCCGAAGUUCAUCCCGGUCCAAACACUCCAAAAGCAGCAAGCACAGCAAGAAAAGGAGUCGGUCACGAUCCAGAGACAGGGAGAGGUCAAAGAAGCGCUCUAAGUCAAGAGAAUCGAAGAGGAACAGGCGCAGAGAUUCUCGUUCGCGUUCCCGUUCUGCUACAACCUCAUCUCGCAGGGACAGAGCGCCAUCCCCGCCUGAGCGCAUCGACAUUUUCGGAAGGACAUUGAGCAAGAGGAAUGCCUUAGACGAAAAGCAGAGGAAGGAGGAGGAGGAAAGGAAAGCUGAAAUGGAACGGCAAAGAAAAAUUCGCCAGCAGGAGAUUGAAGAGAAGCUUAUUGAAGAGGAGACAGCUCGGCGAGUGGAGGAGCUGGUGGCCAAGCGGGUUGAAGAGGAGCUGGAGAAGCGUAAGGACGAGAUUGAGCGGGAAGUGUUGCGUCGCGUCGAGGAGGCAAAGCGCAUCAUGGAGCGACAGCUGCUGGAGGAGCUGGAGAGACAGCGACAUGCUGAGUUGGCAGCACAAAAGGCCAGAGAGGAGGAAGAAAAAUCAAAGCGGGAGGAGCUUGAAAAAAUCUUGGAGGAGAAUAACCGUAAGAUCGCGGAGGCCCAGGCAAAACUGGCUGAAGAUCAAUUGCGCAUUGUGGAGGAGCAAAGGAAAAUUCAUGAGGAGCGCAUGAAACUGGAGCAGGACCGACAGAAGCAGCAGAAGGAAGAGCAGAAAAUCAUCCUUGGAAAGGGCAAGUCCAGACCGAAGCUCUCCUUUUCCCUCAAGGCCACCGAAUGAGGGAGUAAUUUCCUUCAGUCCCAUCCAACUCUGCUCCUCAUCAACCCCAGUCCUAUGUCGGCUACUCGCUUCAUUUUGGAAGUGCUGAACGAAGGAAAAGAAAAAGUGCUGCAACUUGGUGUUUAAACGUGCAACCCAGUGAAGGUCCACAUCUUGCCUCCUGGCAAGGAAGAACAUCGAGACCUUGAUGGACCUGACUACUCCUUUGCCUCAUUCUGUUUUUUUUUUCCAGCCACACAUAAAAACUCAAGUUUGUGCUUUUGUUAUGUUUUUUAAUUAGAUUUUUAGCGACUACGAACAUUUGAUGUAGAAUUCUUUAGCAUGACCCUUGCCGUAAAGUAAGUCUUAACUCGGUGUAAUGAGUAACUGCGCGCCUGUACUCUGCUGACAUCAUUAGCAGCAAAUGGUCCCGGAUGAAAUGGAAUCCAGUUCAGAUUACUGUAAAGUGUCAUGCGCAGCUCGGGAGCUCUUUUUUUAGUUAGGUUUUUUUUUUUAACUUAAAAAUGUACUUUGGCAACAAAUCACAGCAGAGCCUUGAAAAGCAGUUAUUUCCUUUUCUAACAUCUCAAUUCUCUGUAUAAGUUCGAUUGUCUGUGUCAAAUUCACACUGGUCUUAUUUUGUUGUCCAUGCAUGGAUAUUUGUUGCGAGGAACUUCAUUGAAAUUCAUUCAGUAUCACAAAACAAAGCCUCCCUCCCGAGCUGUCCAUAUCAACGCUUAGAUCCAAUGUUAGAUUUUAUUUUUUUCCCCUCUUACGUGAUAAGGAGUGUAAAAAGUGGAGACUCAACUGUUAUGCGUGAUGUCACAUUGUGAAUCCUUGGUGUGAUGUGCUGAUUCCCCCUCAACCUUUCACGUUUCAAAACAACUACCUUUCAUCAAACCGGUCACAGUAAUAACUUUUUUCCCUAGAAAUGUCAACCUGUAUCAUUUAUGUUCUUCAGCCCUGUAAUGUAAAUUAAUGUAAGUUGCAUCGCUUGGUAACUCUGGAAGGGUAGAGGAUGGCCAAAUUCAGGUAAGGUAUUCAUUGAGGUCAGCGAAUAAAGUUUGUGUGUGAGUGCGCAUGUCUAUGUAUGUCUGUGGGUGUGUGUGUGUGCACGAUGUGAGAUGAGCUGACCUCAGGUGGGUAUACUGACGAAGGUGGGUGUCCCCGUGUACGUCGCAAGAAUUGACCAAUAAACCCAUUGAGACGUC